Fusarium odoratissimum NRRL 54006 is the source of this 6693-nucleotide messenger RNA. RefSeq lists its product as uncharacterized. The record is from RefSeq and is a predicted model, not a curated record. The transcript is spliced from 2 exons. Bases 1084 to 5262 code for a protein of 1392 amino acids. Gene Ontology annotation, molecular function: guanyl-nucleotide exchange factor activity. NCBI's taxonomy places the organism in Eukaryota, Fungi, Ascomycota, Sordariomycetes, Hypocreales, Nectriaceae.
GUUGAGACUAUAGAUUAACUUUUGUAUCAUUGAUUGUGGCUUAUACUGUAACAUCACCUCAAGGCGUUCCCCAGGAUAGUCCAUGAAUGGUUGGGAUGUGUUGGAUGGUUGGAUAGUAAUGACAUGGGGAAGCUUCGGAGCCUGAUUGAUCUUCAGUGACGUCUCGUUAGUUUACCUUAGUUUGGUAUUCCAAUCUCACCUACCUACGCCUGCAUACCCCGUCUCUGCUCUGUUCUCCUCCGUCGGAUACAGUCCCCUUCUCUUGGGUCAAUCACUUUGUCUUAUUAUUCUUUCCCUGUCACUCGCUAAACCCUGCCUUUGCACCAACCAAAUUCUGACAGCUGAGGACGAGACUGAUUUAUUAUUGUUCUUCUCGUCAUCUCUGGACUACAGUCUCCAGUCUCCAGCCCAACAGACCUAAACCGCCCAGUCCGUCCGUCUCACACCGCAGGACGCGAGGCUCUACGUAUUGUUCUCUACCUUAGCUAGCUCAGACCCAAAUUUAGGACCCGACAAACAGACAGAUAUCUCAAGUGGAGGAGGAGGACUCAGGACCCUGUUUGCCUAGACCAGACUACGCUGUCCGUUCUGCCCUGUCACUGCCUGAGCAAGAGGGGCUUUCGCUUUAGUUUCGCUUCUCCCUCUCUCUAUCUCGCUCAGACAAUCCAAUCCCAAUUCCGCGCCCGCCGCUCUCGAGUCCGCCCAUCACACAUAUCCAGUCAAGCCAGUCCAGUCCAUCCACAUCCGUCUCCGACCCAAGAUCCAUUUUCUCCGCUGAGCUCAUUCGACUCGAAACCCGACCCGACCGCCUCGAUUUGUUUUUGCGCACAACAAAUCCGUCGCUCUUUUCCUUGCGCCUUACUCUGUCGGCGACAGCGUCAUCUUCAGCACCCGCAAUCCAUUAUUAUAUCCAUCGUCGACGUCCUCGACCCCUCAAUGCGACCCGCCCACGCUCAUCAACCCUCGCCGUCCUAUACGAGGUAGACGCCCGAACCGCCAAGCCCAAGCGGCACUCACAUUUAUUCUUACGACCAUUCCCGAUUCCCUCGUCACAACUACUUCCAACAACAGUCACCUGCCGCCAUGUCUUUUCGCGGCGACGACCAGCGAAGAUAUGGCCAUGUGCCACCUGUGCAGUAUCCGGUUGCCGGCCGCGGCCAAGAGUACCAGCAACAGCAGCAGCAGCAACAACAGCCGCACUCAUCCUACGACGAUAUUGGACGCCGAGCUAGCUUCAACGGCGGAGACGACGCUGCUUAUAUUCAACCACCCAUCAACCGAUCUCCUGCCUUUGGCGGCUCUGGAGAGGAUGAGCUCUUCAUGAACAACAAUGCGGCGGCCCGGCCAGGCUACGGUUCCACGAACAACGCGCUGUCGGGCUACCAGCACCAGUACCAAGAUGUACCCCCCACGCCGACAUACUCAUACAAUCCUCAAAGUUUUGCGCAAACUUCAGGCUUCUCGCGGUCGACAUCCACCAAUGCUCUACCAUACCGCAACCAGCAUCAGCCUCAGCCCCCCUCGCGUUAUGCUUCGAAUGCCAGCUCCUACACACCGCAGGCUUACGACCCUUCUGCUUAUGCAAGCACCAAUGUCCCACAACGACAAGCUUCUUACCAAGGAUACAAUACAUAUGGCCAGUCAUAUGGCUCGCAAACAUCCCCUGGCUUCAAUCAAUCUACAGGAAGUUAUCCGCAAUCGGCGGCCUCUCCUGCUUUAUCAUCCGGGUUUGAGCAGCCGUUGCGGAGCCCCUCACUCAAUGCCUCGCCUGGCGCAGCACAGACCUCGGCAUAUGACCAGUCUUAUAGCCAAUACCCAGGUCAAUUGUCUAAUGGGGGAGGAUCUUUCUCGAGUGCUUCGCAGCCUCCAUAUCCUACCGCGACGCAAAUGCCAGUCGGGCCAUAUUACUCCCCGAAUGAGCAUAAUUCACUCUAUAAUAGAGGAUCCCGUUCAAAUUCACAGGCCUCGCCUAUGGGAUCACCCGCGAACCCUGGAUCAGCAUCACCCGGACUGCAACGGCACCCGACGAAUGCACCUUUGCCAAGUCGUCCUGUCGACGAUGAGCUCACCUGGAGUGCCGGACAUGAGCGCAUUACGAGUGACAACCUUAUGCAAGAGUUGGAGCUAGAAUUGGGCGGUUCUGGACAAGGCUACCGUCCCCUUCCUGAGCCUGAGAAUGGUCAUUAUGAUGACGAUCUUCAUGGCCAGCGAUUGCAACGUUUUGACUCAGGUGCCACUACAAUUCCUAACAAUGCCAGCCGAACGACAUCGACGCGAACUGGUCAGACCGCUUACGAGCCUGAAGAAGAAGACGAUGACGCAUAUGGAGAGGCUGGUCUGAUGGCUAUGCGGCAGGCUGAGCUUGAUGAACAGCGCUUCAGUACCGGCUUCGGAUAUACAGACAUGCCUGCUAUGCCAGAACCCUCUCCAGAGCCCGCUCCUAUCAACUCUUUGUCAACGAAGACGUUACAUACUCACCCCGAAGAGCAAGGCCACAGCAGCGACAGUGAUUUUGCUGGUGUAGACUUGGGAAUGCUAGGAGGUGGAUUUGGUGGUACUUUGACAUACGGCGGGGAUGUUGGAUCUCCACCCGCCUCAUCCGGCCAAGAUACUGGUCGACCCCUGCCCACGCCAGGCUAUUUCAACCGUGCAUAUGAUCAAGGGGAAAGUGUGCCUGCUUUCAAGACGGCAGAAAUAGACUACGGUGGUACAGGAGGCUUGCAGCCCCCAACACAACAUCGGCUAAGCUUCGACGAGGAGGAUGAACGAGUAUCACUGCGGUCUCGACAGAGUGGAACAGAGUCCCCUAGUAAGGAUGAACUGCAAGAUCUGUUCUACCACCCGGGACUAUCAAAUCGACCCCUCCCAGCUAUCCCAGGGCCGGGAUCUGAUAGCAGCUCGAUGCUCUCAGUUCAGACCAAUAACCGACAGCAAUACCAACACGCAUACUCGCGUAGUACCGAUUCGCGAUUCGGUGCGCCGGAUAACCCUGAAGCUUACUAUACGGGCAAUCAAGCUUACAACCUGCAACCCGAACGAUCCAUCUCUUUGGCUGGUCAUAGCCAUACACCUCAGGUGCAAACACCUGCUCGAUCUAGGACUGAUGCUGCCGAGGAAAGAAGGAAGCUCGCUAGGCACGGCCAUCAGCAAGCGCCAUCGAACCAAUCUUUCCCAGAAUACGAGACUCCUGCUGGCUCGAUAGCGGCCUUCGAUGGAAUCACACUACCAAGCGGUCGAAAGAAGAAGUUCAUUCCUUCCAAGCUUAAUGCGUCUGAUUUCCGCAGAUGCACUGAGCCAUGGGCGCUCAGCGGUCUUGAAACUUGGAUUCGUGAGAUGGGAGAAGGCGAGAUGGAUCUAAGGACCAAGACGAUCGAGGAGGCUUUGAUCAACCUCUUCACUGGCAAGAUCCCCAUGAUGAAUGUGGCAGAUGCCGAAGUUCUUAGUACACAUGUAGUAUCCUUGAUGCUAGAACGAGGUGUGCUUGUGCCUGAUGAAGAAUGGGUCAAAUUUGGAAACGGCCGCAUCUCUGGAGUUUUGUGGCAAUUGACCGGCUCUGGAUGCUAUGCUCCCAAGGUCCACGACGAAGAGAUUGGUGGCCGGUGCUACUCUCAUCAUUGUACUCGUACUCUCAAGAAGGUUGACUUGGAGGAGCUCGCCCAGGACUCUCAACCUGCAGACGAGUGGCACGUCUUUUAUGGUCUUACCAAGGCCGACUGGGAAUCAAAGCCCAAGAAGGAGGUCGAGCGUCAGAACAUUUUACACGAAAUUGUUACUGGCGAGGAAAACUACAUCAAGCAGUUGGAUAUCUUCCGCAGGUAUUACAGGGAUCAGCUUCGGGCCAUGCAACCCCCUAUUCUGAAGCCCGAGAAACGAGACAAGUUUUUGCAUACGGUGUUUGGAAAGCUUGACCAGGUCCAGGCAAUCAACAAGGACCAUCUUUUGUCGCAGCUCAAGUAUCGACAACAAGAGCAGGGUCCUUGGAUCAUUGGCUUCAGUGAUUUGUUUCGAGAAUGGAUUCGCAAGGCCAAAUCAGUAUAUAUCGAGUAUGCUUCGGCUUACCCCAACGCAGUCUAUCAGGUUCGAAGGGAGGCCGAUCGCAAUAUUCUCUUCAAGCGAUUCUUGGACGACAUGCAGAAGCAAAAGGUCUCUUCGAAGCAAGAUUGGACACAUUACUUGAUCGCGCCUAUUCAGCGCCUUCAGCGUUACUCCCUUCUACUCGACAGUGUCGAGAAAAAGAUGCCAACCGACAGCGAGGAAAAGACGAACUUGGCCAAGGCCAUCGCGGAAAUCCGACAAGUCACUCUCGAGUCUGAUACCAAGGUCGAGGAACAAAACAAGAGAGUCCAAAUGAUGGAGCUGAACAGAAUGCUCGUGCUGCGGCCAGGUUUCCAUUCUGUUUUGAAUCUCGACCAUCUUGGCCGUGAGUUGAUCUUCCAAGGUGACCUACAAAGAAUGGGAUCAAAGGGAGUUAGAUGGGUUGACACACAUGCUUUGCUAUUCGACCACUACAUGAUCCUGGCGAAGACGGUGACUCCUAAGGAGGGCAAGGACAAGAAGUAUGAUGUUUCCAAGGAGCCCAUCCCCAUGCCUCUCCUGUUUCCUGAGAGCAUCAACGACGAACCAGUUCAGAAGCAAAAGGGUAUCACUGCACCAUUGGGAAGAACUACGGCAGCGGCCGCCUCCAGCACUCAACUUAACAAGGUCAGUAGCAACACUGGUAGACCUGGUCUGGAGCACGCAGCGACAAACUCGUCUAUUGGCUCUGGUCUUACACCAACCGGCUCGAACGACACUGAAGGAAAGAUCCUGUACCCAUUCAAGGUCAAGCAUCUUGGUCACGAGGUUUAUACUCUGUAUGCAUCGUCAGCCAAGGACCGUGCCGACUGGUGUAACAUGAUUAUCGAAACCAAGACAAGGCACGCCAAGGCACUCUUCUCUCAAAAUGCUGAGCCAUUCAGGCUGCGGGUUCUCGCGGAUGCAGCUUUCCACUACGACACCGCCUCCAUGUACGCAAGGUUCCCGAGUGUUGCAGUCAAGGGCACUCCUCUUGACCGGGCAAUUCACGAGUUGGAGAGCGUGCUGGGACCGGCUCAGGGCGUCGCCCCCGUGUGCCGUGCUCAGGUCAACUGCGCUACCAGCUUCACUGCCUUUGGCAAGUCUGUCAUUGCAAUUGGAACUGAUUACGGAGUUUAUAUCUCGGAGCCAUCAAAUCCUCGCGGAUGGCAGAGGGUAUGUGACCCCCUAUUCUUCAAUCUGAUAUAGCUAACAUUUUCACCACAGACGGUCCAAGCAACUCGCGUCACUCAAAUUGCUGUCCUUGAGGAAUUCUCUGUCUGUGUGCUCAUUGCCGACAAGAACCUCAUUUCAUAUCCUCUAGAUGUGAUCGCUCCAGUAUCUGACUUUUCGGCCCCUCUCAACGAUAACCCUCGACGGGCACCACAGAGACUUGCCAAGGAUGUAACCUACUUCGCCACAGCCAAGAUGAAGGAUAGGAUGCUCCUGUUCUAUAAACGAAAAGAAGGUCUGCACACAUCAUUCAAGGUUCUCGAACCUAUCUUCCAGAAAUCUACGGAGAAGAAGUCUCGACUCUUUGGUGGACGAAAGACUGGCGGAGGAGGAUGCGCGGAGACAUUCCGCGACUUUGACGAAUUCUUCUUCCCAACUGAGUGCUAUUCCCUCAGUCUGUUCCAAACAUAUAUUGCAGUGGCGACAGCGAAGGGAGUCGAGAUGCUCACCCUGGAUAAGAAGCAGCCUAUGUCUAUUCCCGACCUUAAAGCACCUGCAAUUGCCAACAUUGCCAGCCGCAUCCGAGAUCAGAAGCCGCUCGGCAUGUUCAGGCUGAACGAGAACGAAUUCAUCGUGACAUAUGAGGACUGCGCCGUAUACGUGGACAAACACGGUGAUGUCAGCCGCACCCUGAUCAUGGAGUACACGGGCAAACAGAAGAAGGCCCGUGGUGCGACCAUGUAUGGACAGUAUCUACUCCUCUUCAACGAGGACUAUGUUGAGGUGCGCAACGCGGAGAACGGACGAUUGCGCCAAAUUAUCGCCGGUCGGGACGUGCGCGUGCUAGAUCUCGGCGUCCGUGGACCGACUGGCCGAAGCACAUUGAAUCCGCAGUCACACAGUAACGGAUAUAUGCAGUCGACAAGCGCGGGUAGCGAAGGGUCAAAGGGCACCGUCAAGAUUGCCAUGGCCCAUCCGGAGCUCCCAGGUCGACAGAUCGUUUUGGAGAUGCUUUUGAACGACGGACACACGGAGAAAUGAGAGGAAGCGAACGAUUGAUAAUGGUUACGAUGAUGAGCAUCUCUGGAGACUACCCACCCGGCGUGGGUACAAGAUCUUGAAAUAUGAAUGACUUGAGAUCAUGAGAUGAACAAUCAAAUUGAUGGGCCGUUUUAGAAGAAAUGGGGCUAUCUAUGGCGAAGGGAAAUAUUUGUGGCAGGGCGUUCAUAGGUGGUGUGUAAGAAGUUGCCCGUGUUAUGAAUGCCAUCAUGAAUGAUACCUAAAGAACAAUUUAGAGAGAUAUCUAUAGUGGAUUUGGAUUAUAAUGACAAUGGAAGUCACUGGCUGUUGCAUAGCUGGUAUGAUAUACCUACCUCUAUAACCACUAUAUCGUUGAUAUUCACACAAAUUACGAGAUGCAAGCCAUGUCUUGUACAUGUUUAUUUGUUGAACCCAACCCAUCCUCAG